This is a messenger RNA of Rubroshorea leprosula, 1030 nucleotides long. The record is from the annotation of a GenBank genome assembly. NCBI's taxonomy places the organism in Eukaryota, Viridiplantae, Streptophyta, Magnoliopsida, Malvales, Dipterocarpaceae.
GUUAAUUGUUGGCCCUCAGUGUGUGAACAGUAAUCGUGAACAGUGCCGUGAACAGUAGCCACGACAUGAACAGUAACUCCACUUCCAAAAUUGGCCAAAACACUAGCUAAUUCACGGGAUUUUCUCUCCAAAAAUCACAACAAUCUAAAUCAAGCUAAUUUACACUUAAACCAAGCUUAAAACAUGUUCAAAUGCUACCGGAAUUCCUCCCUAUUUUCUGUAAAAUUCGGACAUCACAAGGGCAGCCAAUCCAUAGACAAAAUUCAACAAUUAAAGGGGUAAAUUAUGACUUAGAGAAGCUGCCACUUACCAGAAUUCCAGCAAGCAAAACCAGAGUGCAAAUUGGGGAGGAGGCUGGCAGCAAGUGCAAGGGACUCACGGGGCUACCAAAAUUAAAGGAACCAAGAGCAAUUAACGUAAACCCAAGGCAAUUAAAGCUAGAGAAGGGGAAUUUCAAGCUAUUUCUUACUAAAAAAACCAAGCCAAUUCGCCCCCAUAAGGCAAGAGCAGCCAACGGUGAAGAAGCAGAGCAAGGCAGAUUCGGAAGCUCCUGCAGGGGGAGAGAUUUCUGGGUUCCAAAUCAGGUUCUUGGACAAGAAAGAAGGAGAAAUUCCAAGCUUUCUCACCAAUUUUUCAAGGCUGGUGCCGACGGCUUGGAGGGGGAUUUCGGGAGCUACAGCGAGAAGAAGAAGAAGAGCAGAACCGAGCAAGGCUGGAAAGAAGAAAGAAGAAAAAGAAAAAGAAAAGAAGUUGAUCCUUAUCCAAUAUUUUCCCCUUUUUAAUUCCCUCAGCUUUUGGAGUAUUCACAUUAGGACCCAAAACAAUCUUUUCUCAUAAUCAAGUCCCUAACUUAAUGUUAAAAAUUCUAGAAAUCUUGGGGUAUCACAAAGCUAAUGGUACCAAUGUCAUUUUCUUUCUUUCAAUUUUGGCCAACCUUCUUUGAACUGGAAACCCCUGAACCAUUUUGGUAUUGUUCAAGGAGACUUUUCAUUCAUUGCUUGAUAAUCCAUAAUAAUUCCAUAUUUGAUUC